Messenger RNA from Rhineura floridana, 1591 nucleotides. RefSeq names its product mitochondrial ribosomal protein L23 (gene MRPL23). Bases 612 to 1073 code for a protein of 153 amino acids. Gene Ontology annotation, molecular function: structural constituent of ribosome. NCBI's taxonomy places the organism in Eukaryota, Metazoa, Chordata, Lepidosauria, Squamata, Rhineuridae. Gene Ontology annotation, biological process: mitochondrial translation. Gene Ontology annotation, cellular component: ribosome; mitochondrial large ribosomal subunit. The record is from RefSeq and is a predicted model, not a curated record. The transcript has 5 exons.
UGCAAUCCAUGUCUACUCCGAACUAAGAAUCGGAUCCACUGAGUUCAAUGGGAUUUAUUCCGAAGUAAAUAGGUAUAGGGUUGCAGCUUGAGGGGGCAACUGAACUGGACUACCUUUUGCUGCAAUUAGAGGGAUGUUUAGUAGGAAGGAAUAAGGGGUGAAAACCUAAAUAAGCCUCAGCCCCAUCUCUAAUCUGCAGCACUUACAGUAGACUACCUCACAGUGGUGUCGUAAAGCGCCACUCCCCUCAACACACCUCCUGCAAUAUUGAGAUAAUGGACUAACUUGGCACUGACAUCUUGAAAUCCUGAAAAAUUAUACACGUAUAUAUGUGGCAUACGAAAUAAGACAAGGUAGGAGAGCAGGGACGCUUGUCUGUUAUGCUACCUUAUGGGGAGGAGGCGUGGUGCUACCUAAUCAGAGCAACGCUAAACUUCAGAAUUUCGCCUUUGUUUUCCGUGGGCAGGCUGCUCUUAGCCAUCCCAGGGGACGGGUCAACGAACAAUAGCCAUUGUGACUAAAUUUUCCUAUCUCUAUGCGCCCCGCCAGUAGUCGGAUGUGUCCUCUUCUUCCGGGGUCGAGGAGAGCGUUGGCGGAGGGACGUCGGAGUCAUGGCUAGACGAAUUAUGUAUCCCCUGUACCAGUUAGGAAAUCCUCAAUUAAGGGUUUUCCGGACAGAUUACUUCUUGACAAUGGUGAGACCUGGUGUUCCACAGCCAGAAGACACUGUGCAAUUCCGCAUCCCAAUGGAAAUGACAAGAGUGGAAUUGAAGGAUUACCUUGAAAGCAUAUAUAAUGUGCCUGUGGCUGCUAUAAGAACCAGGAUACAGCAUGGUUCAAACAAGCAGAGGGAUCACAGAAACAGGCGAAUCAAGAAGCCUGACUACAAGGUCGCCUAUGUACAGCUGGCUGCAGGACAAACUUUUCAGUUUCCAGACAUGUUUCCAGAAAGGGAAGAAAUCAUUGAGCCUGGCUCUUUUGAAGACAUCCAGAAGAAAUUUAUGGAAGAUGAAAGACAGAAGCAUAAAGGUGAUCCCAGGCAAGCAGACAUCCCUAGCUGGUUUGGACUUUGAUGGAAUCAACUUGCUGUUUUGUUUUAGGUAGCCCAGACGGACUCAAACCAUUGCAUCCAGUGUUGGUCCUCAACUUGUACUGUCAUUAUGUGGGUGUCCCAUCCCCCCUUUUUCAAUGCUUUAUCCAUCUGGAGGGUUGUUCCUUUCAGGCCACCAUUCUCUCCUUUUCCUGUUCUGAGUAGGUUUUUUGAAGACCGUUCAUUGGAGUAUUGAAAGUGUGUAGAAAUGUUGAGACAGCCAGUACUGUCAUCACGGGGUCCAUAUAGAAGAUCUGGUAUAACCUUGCUAUCUCUGAAUUGGCAGGCAGGCUAAUACUUUGGGCAUCUUUUGCUGUUUCAGGGAAGACAUUCUUGGGUGUGUGGGAUUGAUGUGGAUACCAUGAACAUGGUACUGGUAUGAUGGUAUGUUUGGGAGAAGAGGCUUCACACAAUGUUUUCUUACAGCCUGAAGGAAGAUUCUGAAUUUUCAAAACAUGCAUAUGUAAACUGAACAUGAUCCAAUAAAAAAACAUUGCCUUG